AUGGCGGAGGAUGCAAAGGUCACAAAGGAUUGUCCACCGCAGGAGUCGUGCUCCGCCGCUGCGCAUCCUCCGGCGCCGCAUUGUUCUUAUCCAAACGCCCAUUCCUUGACCAUAAUCGCGACCAUCGGUUUCCUCUUGUUGGGCAGUGUCAUCCUCAACUUGUUUAUGGCCUUCCGUCCCCAGCACCCGGAUUUCUUUGUCACAGGUGCCACUCUCUCCUUUCUCAACUCUUCCGGCGACCAACCGACGGCAGAUUCCGAUGUCAAAAUCACCGUCUUCAAUGGAAACAAGAAGUUUGGAGUCAAGUAUGAGAAUGUACGGGCCGCCAUCGGCUACGAGGACGAGCCUCUGGCCAGCACCUCGAUCCCUUCUUUCUACCAGGAGAAGCAGAACACUACCACCGUCCCUGUGCAUCUUGCCAUCCACUUUGCCAACGCCUCGAAUUCAUGCGAGCUGAAGUCCGGCGCCAGAAGAGAGGGGAAGGUUUAUUUGAACGUGCAGCUGUGGUCGUCGGUGCAGUUCAACGGCGGUCCUUGGCGGAUCCGGUGGCAGGCUUUGAAGGUUGACUGUCACAAUGUGGUGAUCGAUUGGCCGCCUCCCUCAGGAGGCUAUCCGCUGUUUGGAACAUUGAACUCAGUCCGUCGGUGUGCAACUCAUUGUUACUGA
Nymphaea colorata (pocket water lily) is the source of this 666-nucleotide messenger RNA. RefSeq lists its product as uncharacterized. NCBI's taxonomy places the organism in Eukaryota, Viridiplantae, Streptophyta, Magnoliopsida, Nymphaeales, Nymphaeaceae. The record is from RefSeq and is a predicted model, not a curated record. The transcript has a single exon. The coding region runs from base 1 to 666 and encodes 221 amino acids. Gene Ontology annotation, cellular component: plasma membrane.